GGUGGAGCCUGCUCUCUUACUAGGUCUUCGCUCCACAAAGGCAACGACUGGCCAAGGCAGUGGUUGGCCCUGGAUUACACAAGUGCAGACACUCAACUAAGUGAGCUGGAAGACCCAGGGGAAGGCCAAAGCUCAGGUGCCCACAUGAUCAGCACAGCCAGGGUACCUGCGGAUAAGCCAGUACGCAUUGCCUUCAGCCUCGAUAAUGCCUCAGAUGAUACACCUCCUGAAGAUGCCAUUCCUCUGGUCUUUCCAGAAUUAGACCAGCAGCUACAGCCUCUGGCGCCUUGUCAUGACUCCGUGGAAUCCAUGCAGGUGUUCAAACAACACUGCCAAAUAGCAGAAGAAUACAAUGAGGUCAGAAAGGAAAUCGCUCUGCUUGAGGAAAGGAAAAAGGAGCUCAUCGCCAAGCUGGAUCAGGCAGAAAGGGAGAAGGUGGAUGCUGCUCAGCUGGCCCGGGAAUUCGAGGAGCUGAUGGAGGAGAACCGGACGUUGAAGUUGGCUCAGUCCCAAUGUGUCGAGCAGCUGGAAAAACUUAGAAUUCAGUAUCAGAAGAGACAGGGCUCGUCCUAACUUUGAGCGAGUCAAUGUGAGCAUAGAAGGUUGGUGACGGCUGUGUGCUGGCCAAAAGAUUUUUAUUUUGAAGGGAUGGUGUGUAAAGUUUCAUUGUUCCUCUUUAUUACCCACGUGGCAAACAUCUAUUAUGAAUUUAACGCUUGCCAGAUCGAGUUUGAGAGAAGGGAUAUCUUAUUUGAAAUAAGAUGAUCAAAGCAAACCUCUUGCCAGUAUAUGUUUUCAGAGAUCAAUAAUUCAUUUCCAAAGAUUUUUUUUUUCUUCUUUAAGAAGAUGUGAUCAUCCUGUACAUUGGGGUAGAAAACGAAACAAACAAACAAACAAAAUAGAAUAUUGACUGACUCGGCUAAGAAUCCUGAACAGAAUUGAGCCACGAAACAAACCAGUAAGAUGCUCACUGCAGUUUCAUAUCCGUGUAUUUUUAAAUUUCACAUCUUGACUAUUUCAACUGCAUUCGAACCUGAAGUCAGCAACGUCUGCACACCUAUUUAUGUUCACCAGAGUUAGGUUUAAUCCCUCAAUGAUUGAUUGUACUAAGAAUAAAUGGUUGUGUAUCAUAAAAGCUUUCUCAUGAAAAUAUUAGCAGAAAGCAUGUUUGUGCCAAAAGCACAUCUGCCAGUGCUAACUUGCUUUGUAAUAAAAAGCUGAUAAGGCUGCUUUUUCUUUUAUGCCACGUUACCAGCCAGUAAACAUCUCUGCCUUUGCUUGUGUGUGUUCUGGGGGCAUGGGGGGGCCUGGAAAAGGAUUGUUUGGACAUGACUUUCAUGAGUUCCCAUGAAAACAUCAGUAAAACUAUAACUAUGACUUUGUUUUGGGUUUGAGGAGAUAUUUUGGAUCAGUAAUAACGAAUAGGAAUAUAUGAAUAAAUUCAGGAAUAAAAUGACUUUUCCCUGGUUCCACCUAUCACCAUAUUUCCCCAAACUGAUCU
Molecule: messenger RNA, 1501 nt
Organism: Callorhinus ursinus (northern fur seal)
Lineage: Eukaryota; Metazoa; Chordata; Mammalia; Carnivora; Otariidae
Gene: MAP3K7CL
Product: MAP3K7 C-terminal like
Cellular component (GO): nucleus; cytosol
Source: RefSeq, a predicted model, not a curated record